Molecule: messenger RNA, 1824 nt
Organism: Helobdella robusta
Lineage: Eukaryota; Metazoa; Annelida; Clitellata; Rhynchobdellida; Glossiphoniidae
Exons: 3
Coding region: 1-1824 (607 amino acids)
Source: RefSeq, a predicted model, not a curated record
AUGGAUAAAGAUGACAUGUUUAAAAAGUUAUUUAACGCAUUUAUAAAAGCUAAUCCAAGCGGUCAAAAACAAAAAAUUCAGCAUGAUUGUGUUAGUUUCUGGAAUUCAAUCAAGACUGCACCUGAUUUUGUCCGCUUGUACAACGCAAAGAAAGCUGAACUAGAGGGUACUGCUAGGAAGCGGUUAAUUUCGUCUUUUUUCUUGUCUAAAAACGAGAACAUUCCUUCCAAUUUAAAGUCAAAUGACAGCUCUUGUGGAAUAAUAAAUUCUUUUUCUUCAACUUUUUCUGCCGUUCCAUCAACUGCAAGCUGUUCAAAGUUAACUGUUUCGAAUGACAAAUGUCCAGCUCAGAAGCAACUCACGGAAGAACUGAAUAUUAUUAACGCAGAUCUAGUAGGCUUAAUGGCACGCGACAAUAUGCGCAUACUCACAGCUAAGCAGAAAGAAGAAAUGGACACUAAGAAGGCGCGUAAACGACAAAUUGAAAAGGAUAUAAUUAAAAAAAAAGCUAAUCAAGAGCGUCAGAAGAAGUUUCGUAUUGACAAGAAAGAAAUACUGCAAAAAGUUAUUGAAGAAAAUCCUGAACUUGCUAAGAAAUUAAAAACUAAAGAAAGUCCUGGGCGUCCGUCAAUAGUGAGUGAACAGCCCGAUUUGCUUAAAUCGAUAUUAGACAUUGCUGAAUUUGGCUGCUCGGCUGACGAACGAAGACGAAUGGAAACUUUGAGAUGCGUUAAAACUUUAGAUGAACUACAUAAGGAACUAUUGAAUAUGGGACUUCCAGAUCACGAUUGGGUUAUCGGCGAUCGGCAUAAGUUAAUACCAUCUGUAUACGCCGGCCUUGUAAUAUCUGAAAAAGGUUAUGGUGCAAAAGAAGCUGUAACAUACUCUGGUCCAACUUUCAUCUCAGUUCGAUCAGAAAAACAUUCUUCUUCAAAUGCAAUGAGUCAUGCAAGAGACUUCGAGAGAUUGAUGAAACUUCCUGAAUUUGAUACUAUAACGAAAACAAUGGAUCAAAAUGCAAAGCCAAUAUUCAUCUUUUUUGUUGAUGGAGGACCAGAUGAGAAUCCUAAAUAUCCACACACUAUUCAAUCCGCCAUCAGACAGUUUAAAAAGUACAAUUUAGAUACAAUAUUUAUUGCUACAAAUGCGCCAGGUCGCAGCGCAUUUAAUCAGGUUGAACGUCGAAUGGCACCUUUAAGCAGAGAAUUAAGUGGGGUAAUUUUGCUGCAUGAUUUCUACGGAAGCCACCUUGAUAUCAAUGGUAAAACAAUUGAUGAGAAGCUAGAAAUUUUAAACUUUGAACAUGCAGUGCCAGGAUCGAACAUGCUGUACAGAGCCACGAGCCCAUUUUUCAACUUUUUUCCUCAACGUUUUUUGCCAGCACCUUUGCCGCUAGUAUACAGUCCUUCUAUUUCAAUCGCAAAGUCAACUGAAGACGUAGGUAAAUUUAUGAGCUUAUUUCAAAAUGAAGCAUUUGCUAACCGUACACUCCCUUAUGAUUUUCACUGCCCAUCCGUUAGUAGUACAGUACCAACGAGAGUUUGUAUAGAUUGUGGAUUGUAUUGUGCUUCACUGGAAAUGUUGAAAUCUCACCGAAAGUCAAUCCACAAUCGUAUUGUCAAUACCAAGAAGAAGCCGAAGAAAAUCAUAAAAAAGCGGAAUGAAGAAUUGUUGGUACAGUUGGAUGAUGAUGUUGAAUGGAUGAAUAGGGAAAAUGUUGAAUGUAUUGAAGAAACAGAAGAAGAUGAGAAUCCUGUAAAUAAUGAAGUACCAAUAAUAUCUAUUCAAACUCAUUUGGAAAGUAUAUGGGAAGAAGAUUGUUGA